Messenger RNA from Echinostoma caproni, 1317 nucleotides. NCBI's taxonomy places the organism in Eukaryota, Metazoa, Platyhelminthes, Trematoda, Plagiorchiida, Echinostomatidae. The record is from the annotation of a GenBank genome assembly.
AUGGGCGAGACCACUGACGAUACGGAUAUUAUACUCACUAUAGGUGUGUGUGCUAUGGCUAAAAAAGCAAUGUCAAAACCGAUGAAGGAAAUCUUACGAAGAAUGGAUAAAUUCCAACACAUCAGACAAAUAAUCUUCGAUGAACACGUUAUUCUGAAUGAGCCAAUAGAGGCCUGGCCAAUAUGUGAUGCUCUUGUGAGCUUCUAUUCUGAAGGAUUUCCACUGGAGAAGGCAAUCGCUUAUUCCAAGCUAAGGAAACCAUAUCUUGUCAAUGACUUGGAGUCUCAGUAUAUUUUAAUGGAUCGAAGACGUGUUUAUGAGUGUCUUCAGCUUGAAGGUGUACCUGUUCCUCGAUAUGCCUGUGUUUCUCGAAGACCAGGAAGUCCUCCCGUUGAGGUCAUUGAAAGUGAUGAUUCCAUUGAAAUCAACGGUGAAGUCUUUCACAAACCGUUCGUAGAGAAACCGUUGAAUGCCGAAGACCACAAUGUGUACAUCUACUUCCCAAGCAGCGCGGGCGGGGGUAGCCAACGUUUGUUUCGCAAGGUGGGCAAUCUAAGCAGCAAAUACUUCCCGUACAGCACUAUUCGCACAAAUGGCUCGUAUAUGUAUGAAGAAUUCAUGCCGACCGACGGUACAGAUGUCAAAGUCUACACAGUGGCCGAUGACUAUGCCCACGCGGAAGCACGCAAAUCUCCUGCUCUAGACGGCAAAGUGGAACGGGAUCACGAAGGCAAAGAGGUUCGCUAUCCGGUUAUCCUAACCCCACGGGAGAAGAUUAUUGCGAAAAAAGUGGCCAAAGCGGUGCGACAGCAAAUCUGUGGAUUCGAUCUGCUUCGUGCAAACGGAAUGUCUUACGUGUGUGAUGUAAACGGAUUCUCGUUUGUGAAAUCAUCCCGCAAAUAUUACGACGAUUGCAGUCACAUUCUGGGCGUGCUUAUCACACGGAAACUGGCUCCCAGACUUUGCGUGCCGGCUAAUCUACCACCGGGCACGGAUGUGGACACUCCGCUUGUGCCGACCACCUGUGGUACAAUCAUGGAGUUGCGUUGUGUGAUCGCGAUCAUUCGGCAUGGGGAUCGAACACCGAAGCAGAAAAUGAAAAUGGAAGUGCGACAUGAGAAGUUUUUCUCCCUGUUUAUGAAAUAUGCUGGCGAUUGGACUAAUGAACUGAAACUGAAACGACCGACUCAGUUGCAAGAGGUGCUGGAUAUUGUUCGGUGUAUUUUGGACGAACUGGAAAGCGGUCAAUGCACCGACCCACAGUUGGUGAAAAACAAACCGAAAUUUGAACAGCUUCGAGAGCGGGAAACGAUUUAG